Sipha flava (yellow sugarcane aphid) is the source of this 1283-nucleotide messenger RNA. RefSeq lists its product as uncharacterized. The transcript has 5 exons. The record is from RefSeq and is a predicted model, not a curated record. Gene Ontology annotation, molecular function: protein binding. The coding region runs from base 115 to 762 and encodes 215 amino acids. NCBI's taxonomy places the organism in Eukaryota, Metazoa, Arthropoda, Insecta, Hemiptera, Aphididae.
GUAGAAAAGAAAUUUAUUUUUCCAUCAUCUUAUUUAAAUGAAAAAUCAUCAUAUACUAUCAAUUUAUUUAAAAACCGUGCACUUCAAUAUAAAAGAGAUUUGGACAGUUUAUUUAUGAUUAUGGACCAAAUUAAGUCUAUUAUGGACCAAAUUAAGUCUAUGCUAAAUUGUAAACAAUUCCAUGUGAAAGGUGUUGGUGUUCAAGUCGAUAUUAAAGAUGAAAUGCCCCUUGUGAAUAAAAGUUUAUCUGUUGAUGUCCAAAACAUUCAAGUAAUUAAAAAUGAAGGGAAUUCAAACAGUCAAAAAACUUUAUAUUCUAUACAUUAUCCAAUGUUAUAUCAAGAUUUAAUUCGUUACAAUUCAAAUAAGGUUCUUGGGCCUUUCUUAGAGAAUUUAACUGAAGUUGAAAAAUAUAAAUAUCCACCACCAUUAAAAAUAACAGUACAUUUAUCAUGUGAAACUAAACUUCCAAAACAACUAAAAGCAAUUUUGAAAUGGGAUUUUAAAAAUGAUGUUCGUGAUAGUCAGAUUAAUAUCAUCAGUUAUGAAGUUAUAGCUAUAGCGGUUUAUAAUAACAAAAUUAUAAUGAAUAAUGGAUGGGUAAAAAUUAUAAAAGUAAAGUCUCUCCCAUUGCCUAUGACUUGUACUUGUCAACUGGUCACGGUUAAUGGUGCAAUUUAUUAUUUUGCAAUUAGAGCUAUAGGUAUGGAUGGAAAAUGUGGACCAUUUAGUAUAUCUUUGCCUUUAGAGAUUAGAUAUUGACAUGCAAUUUACAACUGCGCAACAGUUUAAACGCAAUCAAACUGAUCAGUUGCAUGUGAGCUGACCGUUAUUUAACGCUGCAGAAGUCACUAAUGCGAUUACACUGUUGUGAAACUGAAAAUUGUCCGUCAACGAAUAUAAUGAAAGCUUAAUUUGAUUUGGAGCCACGCAACAUUCAUUACCAAAACAGCUGUCGUCGACCGUACCUUCGUUUAAUCUUUCGCUUACUUCUGUAAGCCACUUUCUAGUGGCUGUGGUUAGGACACAUACAUAUAAUAUAUAGACCGGCGAACCGGUCUAUUUUAUCCUUGCAAUGAUAUCGAUAAGAUUGUAUCUCCCGGUAGUAUAUUGAUAUUCACGCAUCGUGUGUGCUUAUCACGCGUCCUUUUCCAACCCUUUAUCUUUGACACGUGCAAAAUGAAAUGUUAUAUGGGUCGUCACUUCGUGAUUUUUAUCUUUCGUUAUCACGCCAAACGUUUUUUUGAUAUUCAUUUUAUGUGUAUAAUUUUUUCUUUAUAUAU